AUGACAGACACAGAGACCGGGAUGCUAGACGUGGGAACCCACUGCAAGUUUUGCAGACAGCUGGAUUUUUUGCCUUUCCAUUGCAAGUACUGCGAAGGCGAUUUUUGCGGAGCCCAUCGCACACCUCAACAGCACCAAUGUGAGACAUGGGUGGACCCUCAAGAACACGAGCAGGAUCAGACUCCGAUUUCCGUUACAACUAUACGCAGCGGCGGCGAGGGUCAGUAUUUCAAAUCGCUUUUGCCGGAGAAGGCUCAUGUUCGUGUACAACAAGACAAGACCGCCCGUGGGGCUUCUGGUUCAGGCCUAGAACGCCAUAUAAGCGUGCGGGAAAGACUGGAAACCGCGGGACAGGCUACUGCGGUCGCCAAACUCAAAUCUUUCUUUCAACGACGGUCUUCCGCUUCUAGAGACUCCUUCAAAGCCAAAAACCCUGUAGGACCUGCAGCCCGGAUGGUGGAGCUUGCCAAACUCAGGAAAACUGCUCUAGGAGACUCCUCAGUUCCUGUGGGCAAUCGAGUCUACGUUUACUGCUACGCUGUAGGCGCUGAGAACGAGCAAGAAAGUCAGAUCUGCCACCAGAUUUUUCUGAACAAAGUGUGGCCGGUGGGCCGUGCACUCGACUCCAUAGCCUCGCAACUGAACGUUCUGAACACCAACUCUCAUUUUGCAUCCAGUUCGAACGAAAAGCUGUUCCUAUAUCGAGAAACCCCCACUCCCGUUCAAAACGCCGUGCGAGCCCCAUCCCCGGCCUUGCUAGAGCCCUCCACCAGGGUCCAAACCGAGAUCCACGAUCUCGACACCCUGUUUCUAGUACGCGGCCACCUCCUGCAUUAA
Messenger RNA from Lachancea lanzarotensis, 837 nucleotides. It is a transcript of the gene CUZ1, whose product is annotated as LALA0S04e02190g1_1. The coding region runs from base 1 to 837 and encodes 278 amino acids. The record is from RefSeq and is a predicted model, not a curated record. Lineage: Eukaryota; Fungi; Ascomycota; Saccharomycetes; Saccharomycetales; Saccharomycetaceae. The transcript has a single exon. Gene Ontology annotation, molecular function: zinc ion binding. Gene Ontology annotation, cellular component: cytoplasm.